Messenger RNA from Leptosomus discolor (cuckoo roller), 1730 nucleotides. NCBI's taxonomy places the organism in Eukaryota, Metazoa, Chordata, Aves, Leptosomiformes, Leptosomidae. The record is from RefSeq and is a predicted model, not a curated record.
CCACUAUGCGGAUAUAGAUCCAGAAAAUCAGAAUUUCUUGCUCGACUCCAAUCUUGGAAAGAAGAAAUAUGAAACUCAGUAUCAUCCGGGUACUACUUCCUUUGGAAUGUCAGUAUUUAAUCUGAGCAAUGCUAUUGUGGGUAGUGGCAUCCUUGGUCUUUCUUAUGCCAUGGCUAACACUGGAAUUGCUCUUUUUGUGAUACUCCUGCUGUUUGUGUCAAUAUUUUCUUUGUAUUCGGUGCAUCUCCUUUUGAAGACUGCCAAUGAAGGAGGAUCAUUAUUGUAUGAACAGUUGGGAAUGAAGGCAUUUGGUAUGGCUGGAAAACUUGCUGCUUCUGGAUCGAUUACAAUGCAGAACAUUGGAGCUAUGUCAAGCUACCUCUUCAUAGUGAAAUAUGAGUUACCAUUGGUCAUCAAGACAUUUAUGAACAUCGAAGAGACCACAGGAGAAUGGUAUCUUAACGGUGACUAUUUAGUGCUGAUGGUGUCUGUCAUCCUCAUUCUUCCGCUGUCCUUACUGAAAAAUUUAGGAUAUUUGGGCUAUACCAGUGGCUUUUCCUUACUUUGCAUGGUCUUCUUUCUGAUUGUUGUAAUUUGGAAGAUGUUUCAGAUUCCUUGUCCUAUGGACAGUGACAUUAUGAACAUGACAUUAAUAAAUGUGACACUGGCACCUUUGGUAGAUGAAAACAUCACAAUUGAUGAUGUGUGCAAGCCAAAAUAUUUCAUCUUCAAUUCACAGACUGUCUAUGCUGUCCCAAUCCUAACAUUUUCUUUCGUCUGCCAUCCUGCAAUUCUUCCUAUCUAUGAAGAACUGAAGAGCCGAAGCCGUAAAAGAAUGAUGAAUGUGUCCUAUGUAUCUUUUUUUGCCAUGUUCCUCAUGUAUUUAUUGGCUGCUCUCUUUGGAUACCUGACAUUUUAUGGAAAAGUCGAACCAGAACUGCUUCAUACCUACUCUGCUUAUCUGGGUGCUGAUGUUCUUCUUCUUAUUGUGCGUCUCGCUGUACUUAUGGCUGUAACCCUUACUGUGCCUGUAGUUAUUUUCCCAAUCCGCAGUUCCAUUACCCAGCUGUUGUGGGCAGGGAAGGAGUUUAGAUGGUGGCGUCACUGUUCCAUUACAGUUGCUCUUCUGGUGUUCACCAACAUUCUUGUUAUCUUUGUCCCUACUAUUCGAGACAUCUUUGGAUUCAUUGGUGCAUCUGCAGCUGCCAUGCUGAUCUUUAUACUUCCUUCUGCCUUCUAUAUCAAGUUAGUGAAGAAGGAACCAAUGAAGUCAGUGCAAAAGAUUGGGGCUGUGUUCUUCCUUCUUAGUGGUAUACUUGUGAUGACUGGGUGUAUGACACUGAUUAUUGUAGACUGGACCCAGAAUGUCACGUCUGAUGGCCAUUAACUGUCCUGGUUUAAUCUCUAAUACUCCACUUCAAAUGCCAGUGUUCACUCAGAGACCUACCGGGAGUGAAAAUGAGCUAUUCGCCUUCCUUUAAAAUGCAGAUUCUUUUGUUGAUGGUUCUUCUGAUUGUAGAAUAUUGAACUCUCUUUAAGAAACUAUUCUGCAUGAUGGAAGUGGAUAUUAACGUCAAACCACGUGAGUGUCUGGCUGAAGGAAGUGACAACUUUAUUCCAUUCCAGAGAAUGGACAGAACUCUCUGUAGACUUUUAUCAAGCCAUGUUUGGCUUUCGUCAUUGUUACUUGGGUAUUUUGUUAUUUUACUUGAAUGUGCCUAAUGGAACCA